AUGGCAAGUAUAGCAGAGCAUUAUGUUCACAACCUCACUCAAGUGCCUCGGGAGUUUCUUGUUCAAGGCAAAGAGAGGCCCUUGUUUCAACAUGGUGUGUUUCAGGAGCUGCCCUUGGUUGACAUGAGUGAGCCUCCAGAGCAAAUAAUCCAGAAAAUUUCUACCGCUUGUGGUGAAUCAUGGUAUUCCUCUAGAUGUGGUGGAGAAUACAAGGAAAGUAGCAAGAGCUUCUUUGAGCUUCCAGUAGAAGAAAAAUUGAAAUGGGCUCGAGAUGAAGGGAAAACAGAUCAGAUUGCUGGUUAUGGACGUACAGAGGGCUUCAGAGGGCAGCAUACUGAUUGGAUGGAUUCGCUCUAUGCCUUCCUUGGUCCUGAUUCACUCAAAGCUCCCCAUCUGUGGCCCUCAACUCCCACAAACUAUAGGUUAGGCAAUAGUUUAAACUAA
Messenger RNA from Cryptomeria japonica (Japanese cedar), 444 nucleotides. Its product is annotated as flavonol synthase/flavanone 3-hydroxylase-like. The coding region runs from base 1 to 444 and encodes 147 amino acids. Lineage: Eukaryota; Viridiplantae; Streptophyta; Pinopsida; Cupressales; Cupressaceae. The transcript has 2 exons. The record is from RefSeq and is a predicted model, not a curated record.